CUUUUAUUAAAAUAAUUGACGUGAAAUUUAAUGCCAAAUUGACGCCUUUUCGACCGGUUUUCCUCUGCUACCUCAAAAAUAGAUUUCUGAUGAAUGAGGAGCGCCGAGCGAGUAAUGAAGGUGCAGUCUGAAUCACAGACAGCCGUAAUCACAUGCUUGCAAAUAUACACGGCGACUUUGCUGCCACUGUAUUUAUAGUGGGAUUUUUGUGCUUUUAAAAAUGGAGCUCUCAAAGGUCGCUAUACAGCUUUCAAGAAACUGAGAAAAGGCUUCCUUUUUUCCCAUUUGAGUACUGUUCGUUGCUCAGUAGCUCGGACCAGAAGUUCAUUAUUUGAUGAGGUAUAAGUGGUUGUGCUGUUUAGGUGAUGGAUGGCGGUUUGCGGCGGGUUAGCUUAGUUGCGGGGUUCUUCUGUGUUUGUUUUGUAAGAUGAGAAGCCUGUGGGCCACAGAUUCUUGCAAACAUAUUCAGCUCAAUCAUUCUGUUGAAAGGAUCCCCCAGUCGUGGCUUCAAGUGGAAAGGGGCAAACUCACAAGAAUGUCCUGCACAGAUCCUUCUUCCUUUUACAACUCAUCACUGAUCAAACUUGCAGAGCCUCCCAUAGAGCCAUAUUUCAAACCUCUAGAUUAUGUAGAAGUGCUGGCUCGGAUUCAUGAAGAGCUCGAAGCUGCUUCGGAAAAUGAAAAAUCAGACCUGUAUUUAUUACAAUCUCAAGUUUUCAGGGGCCUUGGUGAAGCAAAAUUACUGCGGCAGAGUCUUCGGUCUGCCUGGAGACAUGCUACUAGUGUACAUGAGAAGGUUAUUUAUGCUGCCUGGUUGAAGCAUGAGAAACAGGGGGAAGAGAUGAUUCGUGACUUGUUGUCUCAAUGCAGCAAAUGCAAGCAGGAAUUUACUCCUUUGGAUAUCAUAUCAGAAUUUUCACGGAAAGCAACCUCGAAUGACUCCGUAAACUCUCCCAUUUCAAAGAAUCAUGAACCUUCAUUCGAAAAUGUCUCUUUGAGUCCUCCCCCAGAUUUUGUUGUCUUCCACAUUGGAGAGGAUAAAAUAGUUUGUGAUCGGCAAAAGAUUGCAGCGAUUUCUGUCCCAUUUCAUGCCAUGCUGAAUGGUUGUUUCACAGAGUCGCGCAAAACAGAUAUUAAUUUAUCAGAGAGUGGUAUUUCUACAAAAGGCAUGCGUGCUGUUUGUGAAUUCAGUAAGACAGGCAAACUUAACGUUCAAUCACCAGAAAUAUUGCUAGAAAUCCUGGCUUUUGCAAACAGGUUUUGUUGUGAACAACUAAAGGAUGCAUCUGACAGAAGUCUGGCAUCUUUUAUCCACACUAGACAGGAUGCCAUAACUUUUAUAGAUUAUGGCUUGGAAGAAAGUGCUCAGGUUCUGGUGGCUUCCUGCCUUCAGGUAAUCCUUCGAGAACCUCCACAUUCCUUACAUGAUGAACAAGUUGCAAGAAUAUUUUACAGCAUUGAUGCCGAAAAAAGGUCAAUCAUGGCAGGCAGUGCUUCAUUUGCUUUGUAUUCUUUAUUAAGUGAGGUUGCGAUGAAGGAUAAUAUGAAAUCAGAUAAGUCAGUCUUCUUCCUACAGUGUUUGAGGGAUUGUGCAAAAACCAGCAGGCAAAGUGCAUUUGCACUCCAUCAGCUAGGUUGUGUGAUGCUUGCAAGAAAAGAGUAUGAAAAGGCAGAAAGGUUAUUUGAUGCCGCUAUACAGGAAGGCCAUUUUUAUUCUUAUGCAGGCUUAGCAAGAGCAAAGUAUCACAGGGGAUAUAAGCUUACUGCAUAUGAAAAAAUACGUCAUUUGUUAUCUUCGUGCAAGCCAUUAGGUUGGAUGUACCAAGAGAGGUCUCUAUAUUGUGAUGGAAAAGGAAAGUGGCUGGAUUUAGAUAGAGCAACAGAGUUGGAUCCGACUUUGACUUAUCCAUUCAUGUACCGAGCUGCUGUGCUAAUGAAAGAACAGAGUGCACAUGCUGCACUAGCAGAAAUCAAUCGUGUUUUAGGAUUCAAGUUGACGCUUGAUUGCUUGGAGCUUCGGACUUGCUUUUACUUGGCUCUUCAGGAUUAUAGAGGUGCAUUGUGUGAUAUCCAAUCAAUCUUGACUCUAAAUCCAAAUUAUAUGCUUUAUGGGGGGCGUGUGGGUGCUUCUCAAUUGCGCAGUUUACUGUUUCCACAUGUAGAGCACUGGACAACUGCAGACUGCUGGAUGCAAUUGUAUGAUCGGUGGUCAGCUGUGGAUGACAUUGGUUCACUUGCUGUAAUCUACCAAAUGGUGGAGUCAGAUGCUGGCAGUGGAAAGGGUCUUCUUUUCUUCAGGCAGUCCCUUCUCCUCCUUAGGUUAAACUGUCCUGAAGCAGCGAUGCACAGUCUUCAGCUGGCCCGUCAACAUGCAAACAGUGAGCAUGAGCGUCUUGUCUAUGAGGGUUGGAUCCUUUAUGAUACAGGCCAUUGUGAAGAGGGGCUAGUGAAAGCAGAAGAGUCAAUUACCAUUCAAAGGUCAUUUGAAGCCUUUUUUCUUAAGGCAUAUGCGUUGGCAGAUUCCAGCCAAGAUCAAGCAUCUUCUGCCAUGGUCAUAGCACUAUUAGAGGAAGCCUUAAAGUGUCCCUCUGAUGGGCUCCGCAAGGGUCAGGCAUUAAAUAAUCUUGGCAGUGUUUAUGUGGAUUGUGUCAAGUUGGAUCUAGCAGCAGAUUGCUAUGUGAGUGCUCUCAAAAUUCGUCAUACUAGGGCUCACCAAGGCCUUGCUCGUGUGCAUUAUUUGAAAAAUGAUAAGACUGCUGCUUAUCAGGAAAUGACCAUGCUGAUUGAAAAAGCUAGAAACAAGGCCUCAGCAUAUGAAAAAAGGUCCGAAUAUUGUGAUCGUGAUAUGACAAAGGCUGACCUGCAAAUGGUUACUCAACUUGAUCCUCUUCGGGUUUAUCCAUACAGAUAUCGUGCAGCUGUUUUAAUGGAUAACCAGCAAGAGGAAGAAGCCAUUGCUGAACUUUCAAGAGCUAUUGCGUUUAAAGCAGAUUUGCAUCUUCUUCAUCUACGUGCAGCUUUCCAUGAGUGUAUUGGGGAUGUGGCCGGGGCAUUGAGAGACUGUCGAGCAGCUCUUUCAGUGGAUCCAAAUCAUCAGGAAAUUAUGGAACUUCAUAGUCGUGUUCAUAGUCAAGAACCUUGAGAUAUCUCGUUAACCAGCAAGCUAGUAACAAUGUAAAGGGCUAAACCCAGGAGUCCUUUUCCUUUGUAUCAUAGCCUGAAGGGCUAAGCAUUUCUCUCAUCUUACAGUUUAAGCCUCAAGGUUUUUGAACAAAUGUACAAUAUUCGGAUAGGGAACAAUUUUUUUUCUGUAUUGUAGACCAGAAACCCCCCCCAGUUUUGUAAUUGUCAAUAAAUAUAUCAUUUAAACAGAAUGCUGUGGUUUUCUAAUCACUUUAUUUUUUGGUGUUAUUUUAGAAUUGUCUGUGUGAGGGCAGGGACAUGGGCAUGAGUGUGAGUGUGGGUUGAUGUGCAUGCACGUGUAAAAGGGUCGUCAUGCACUUUGUAUACAUAUUGUGUUUCUUAAUCA
This is a messenger RNA of Cryptomeria japonica (Japanese cedar), 3529 nucleotides long. RefSeq names its product ETO1-like protein 1. NCBI's taxonomy places the organism in Eukaryota, Viridiplantae, Streptophyta, Pinopsida, Cupressales, Cupressaceae. The transcript has 6 exons. Bases 428 to 3142 code for a protein of 904 amino acids. Gene Ontology annotation, molecular function: protein binding. Gene Ontology annotation, biological process: negative regulation of ethylene-activated signaling pathway. The record is from RefSeq and is a predicted model, not a curated record.